Messenger RNA from Rhizoctonia solani, 2610 nucleotides. RefSeq names its product Retrotransposable element Tf2 protein. Bases 1 to 2610 code for a protein of 869 amino acids. Lineage: Eukaryota; Fungi; Basidiomycota; Agaricomycetes; Cantharellales; Ceratobasidiaceae. The transcript is spliced from 6 exons. The record is from RefSeq and is a predicted model, not a curated record.
AUGCUUACCCAGUCCUGCACAUGUGCGGACUACAUCACUAAGUUCAGAGCCCUUGCAAUGGAACUGGACUGGAACAAUGCAGCCCUUCAAGGCCAGUUUGCCCAAGGCCUCCACUGGGAGGUCAGCUGCCAAAUUGCUAUGCGCAAACACCGUCCCUGGACCCUCCUCAAGCUGCAAAAUGCAGCCUUGGUCAUCAACAACGCCCUCCAAGAGGAGCGUGCCAGCCACCCGCCUAAGGGUAUUAAGACUGGCAGCUCAACUGCCCCCAACAGGGGGGCAAGUACCAGCCAACAGGCCACCACAACCAAGCAACUUUCCAACAACCCCAACUUUGUCUUGGAAGAAGAGAGGAACCACUGCUGUGCCAAAGGCGCCUGUAUCAAAUGCAGCAAAAUGGGCCACAAGUUUGCUGGGCACCAUACAGGCUGGAAGGCUACCCCAAAGGAGGACAAUGGGAAGGCAAAGGAAACCGCCAAGGUUGGCAAAGAGUCCAGACCCAAAAUCUCUCCCCUAUUCACAAUUUCAGUCAAACCAGAGAAACAAGCGGAAAACCUAGAAGUCCUGAUAGAUUCAGGCGCCACAUCCUUGUUCCUACACCCCUGCACUGCUGAAGCACUAUGCCUACCACUCAUUGACCUCCCACAACCCCGUACCAUUCCUAUGCUCAAUGGGUCAAGCCCCCAGGCUGGAAAGAUUUGGAAAAAGGCUCACUUAACCUUCCUCUUUGAUGGCAAGCGCAUGACAGAAACCUUCCUGAUUUGCUACACUGGAACGCACGCUGCCAUCUUGGGAAUCAAAUGGUUAGAAACCCAUAACCCUGAAAUUGACUGGAACUUGUGCACACUCUCCUUCCCUCACAACCCACCAGAACAUGUGGCUAUUUGUCCUGGACACAGUCACAUGACCAGUACAAGUGGUUGCAUGCUGGCCCAAGCCCAAAUUUGGGGGGUAGCAGGUGUAAUCAUGGGUUUUCUAUUUUCCUCUGUUUAUGACACUAUUGCCAAAGAAGAAGAAGCUGACAAGAACCCCCUUGCAGGAGUACCCUCCAAAUACCACCCCUAUGCCAAGGUAUUUGGAGAAGAAGAAUUCAACAAGCUUCCACCUGUCCUAGACGUCUGUAAGGAUGUUGAGGAGCUAUACUGCAAUGACCAGAGCCGUAAGGGCAAUAACCAACUAGGACCCUUGAACAGUCCCUUGUACAGCAUGACAGAUGCCAAAUCCACAACUCUCAAGGAUUGGCUAAGGGAUGAACUUAAGGCUGGGAAGAUCAGACCCAGUAAAUUGUCUAUCAGCUCCCCUGUUAUGUUUGUUCCAAAGAAGGAUGGUUCCUGCCAAUUGGUUGUUGACUACCGCCGCCUCAAUAACUGGGCAAAGAAGAAUGUUUAUCCGCUACCCUGUCCUAACAACCUUAUGGCCCAGCUCUGUGGCACCAAGGUCUUCACCAAAUUGGAUCUACAAUGGGGCUACAACAACAUCUGCGUUAAAGAAGGCAACAAAUGGAAAACUGCUUUCUGCACUAAGUACGGCCUAUAUGAAUCCCUGGUUAUGACAUUUGGCCUGACAAACGCCCCUGCUGCAUUCCAACACUUCAUGAACAAACUAUUCAAAGAUCUGUUGGACAUAUGUGUCAUUAUUUACCUAGAUGACAUCCUAAUUUACUCCAAGGAUAACGCAUCCCAUACCCAGCACGUUCACAAAGUCCUGAAACAGCUAAUGGAUAACCAACUAUUCUGUAAAGCCUCCAAAUGCACCUUCCAUGUCACAUCUGUGGAAUAUCUGGGUAUAAUUGUAUCAGACAAAGGUUUCAGCCUGGAUAAGCUUAAAAUCCAGGCCGUCCAGGAAUGGCCAACCCCAUCUAGGGUUAAGGAAGUACAGUCCUUCUUGGGAUUUGCAAAUUUCCUCUGCUGCUUUGUUGCCAACUUCAGGCAUAUGGCUAGGCCAUUACACAACCUAGUCAAGAAGGACACUGUCAUGACCUUUAGAUGGGAUACUGAGGAACAGGAAGCAUUCCAAGGUUUAAAGGAAGCCAUCACCAAUGCCCCAGUACUCUGCCAUGCCAAUCCUGAUAAACCCUACUUCCUUGAGACAGACGCUUCAGGAGCUGCCCUAGGAUCCAUAUUGAGCCAACAACAGGAAGACAGAUGCCUGCAUCCCUUAGGGUUCUUAUUGGAAUCUUUCAAAGGAGAGGAACAGAACUAUGAUACACAUGACAAGGAGCUUCUUGCCAUCAUCUGUUCCUUUGAAUACUGGUGCAUCUUCCUGGAAGGAACAAGGCAUCCUGUCACUGUUUUCACAGACCAUUGGAAUUUGGAAUAUUGGAAGGAGUCCUGCACAUUCAACAGAUGCCAUGCAAGGUGGCACCUCCUACUAGCUGGGUAUAACUUCCAAAUAGUCUACCAACCUGGGAAACAAUCAGGAAUACCAGAUGCGCUCUCUUGCUGUUUGGAUCAUGCCAACAUACCCCCUGCCACUCAAACCAUGCUCCCAGAACCAGUCUUUGCCAAUACCGCGCUAGUCACACCGGAAAAAGAACUACAGCAUCAGAUCAAGUCAUCCCUUGACCAGGACAAGUCUUUGGAAGAAAUCUUGCAGUUUGUUACAACCCUCUAA